AUGGAGGCAAAGGAUGUACAUACUUAUUGUAUAAGAAAUGUAGAAGAUGGGCAGACUAGUUUCUGUUGUCUAACUCUGGAUGAAAAAGUCAUCUGCACAAGUCAGCACAGUUUAUCAUUGAAAUCUAAGGCAACAUCAGGAGGGGAUGACUGCAACAUUGCUGUACCGCUGAUGUUAUUGACAGUAUGGAAAACAGCUGGUGUCACUGUUUCGCCCGCUAGCCGUGACCUCAAGUGCAAACUCAAUGGAGAAGACAUUGAAGCAGAAGCACACUUCAUUCCAGGCAGUCACAUUGAAGUGGGAGACAAAGUCUUUGAGUUACUGGAUGGGGCUUUAAGCAAACAUCAGAGGCGUCACUUGCCCCCAACUCCAGGGGUUCCUAUUCUUCCAACUCCACCACCUAAACCUCAGCGUGUCAGUGUGGCACUAGCUGGCAGUAAUGAGGGCAGUGGUCGUGAUGUUUUGAGAGAGUGGUGUCUCAUACAGCUGCCCAACUCUGAGCAUGAGUUGCUGCAGCAAACAAAGGAUCCAGUCCAGCUGGCAAAUCUGGCUUCCAGCUACCUCACCAGGCACAUCCUACUGCACACAGACGUGGUCUUGUCUGCAGAACUCACUGACAGCAUAUUUAAGAUGAUGCAGGAUCCGCGGUACCUAGUUCUACUGUGUUUGCAACUGCUGAGAGCGUUGAGUCACGUGCCAGGUAAUGUGAUCACCAUGGUCGGCAGCAACACACCGGCUGCAGUACUGGGGAGUAUGGCCGCGUACAAAGAUGAUGACAAAAUUCAGAACAACUGUCUGGACAUCCUAGCCAAACUGGCAACAUUCUUGCCUUCUGUGUUGGAGAAGCCUCCUUUGAGGGAAUCCAGUAUUGAUCUGGUAGCCAUGGCCUUGACAUUACAUGUGAAAAACAUGACAGUUGUUCAGGCUGGAAUUAGAACCUUGGCUAAUCUGGCAUCUUCGCUUCAUUUGCUGGCUUUUGCAUCUAUGAGAGUGGGUUUGUUCUCCUCGUUCUCCCUGUUUGUACAAAAUGCACUAGGAAGCUUUUGUAAUGACCUCACUGUGAAAACAGAUGGGCGACGAUUUUUAUUUGAAUAUGCCAAAAUGGACCAGCUAAAAAGCCAGCAUAAGUUGUGGAGUCUUGCUAGUGAUUCUCUGUUGAGAAAGGCUAAAAACACACUUGAGAACUGCAAAGGCAGCAUCUCUGAAAACGAUGAAGAAUGUGACAACACUGAAUCAGAUGGCAAUGAGACUUCGGGAAUAUUGAAAAAGUCUCGCUCUUUUGAAAAUCUGCGCAAUCCUAACCGACGUGUAUCUUUUGUAAAUGAAGAUGACGUACCAAGCUCGCCAACUUCAUCCUCAUCAGGCGCCUCUUCCCCUACCAGUUCACCAGGUGAUUCUGAACUGGGAAGCAGUCCAGACAUUCAGGUGUUGUCACAUUCCAGGAUUUAUCCUGUUGCUGUGGGAACAGAGAGCACCAAUGUUCUGAGCUCCUCAGAGGAAAUUAGAAUUUCAUCUGGAACUACUGUUGCUGCUGAACACUUGAACAGUCAUUCUCAAGGUCAUAUAAUUGCAGACGUGACCUUGGUUCAGGAAAGUAAUAAUGAAAAUAACGUAAGCCUAUCAGAAAGCAGACUUUCCUCGGAUGACCUUCAGAACAAUACAAAAAGUGAAUCCAGCAAAGCUGACGAGAAUUCAGGACAUUUAUCUGUCUUUCAUAGACCCCGUUCGUUUAUUCCUGUUGAUCUCACCAACUUUCGUUACUCGGCUGCAGAUGUCAUUUACAUGAAAAGACUCAUGAGUCUGCAGGUGACCUGUCAUGUUUGCUCAGCAUCCGUUCAAGGCUCUGACCCACCAGCCCUGAGGUUGAUUGACAUGCCAUUGAGUCAGCUCUUAAGUCGACCUGGCAUUCCUAAUGCCUUGUGGCAGUUUGCUGACAGCCAGUUUGAGGAGAAGGCUAGUCUGAUGGAUGUGGAUCCAGGAACAGUCAUCAGUAUCAUUGAUGCUGUCAGAUACAAAAUGCUCAUGUUUGAUCUAGUCAAGAAGAGUCUGCUUAUGCUGAUAGAUAAUUUCUCACCCAAAGUCCACACCAGGAUGUUUGAAGUCACAAGGGAAGUAAUUGAGAGUGUUUUAGCAGACGCUGCAUUGCAAGCACUUACCACAGAUGUGGAGUUUGUGACCAGUCUAGUUCAGCAGUUGGAAAAUGUUCGACAAGCCUUUCAUGAUCCUCAUCCUGUGGCAUCAUUGGCUGAAAGCAUCAAACUCCUGCUUGUAUCUAAGGAAAGACCCCAGGAGAACCAACAAAACUGA
Molecule: messenger RNA, 2307 nt
Organism: Candidula unifasciata
Lineage: Eukaryota; Metazoa; Mollusca; Gastropoda; Stylommatophora; Geomitridae
Source: the annotation of a GenBank genome assembly